AUGCUGGAAUAUUUUUAUAGUGGAGAAAUUGAUGAAAAAACACUCGAAAAUCAUUCAAAAGAUUUAUUUGCUAUUGCACAUAAAUACCAAGUUAAACAAUUAAUGGAUAUUUGUGAAGAUUAUAUUAUCUCAACUAUUGCUGCUGAAAACUUUAGCAAGGAUUGCCUUUUUGCUGAGUUAUAUCAUCUUGCAAAACUCAAAAAGGCUUGUGUCAAUUUCCUUACUGCUAAUAAACAAAUCUUCCUGGUCAGUAAAGAAUGGAAAGAAUUUAAAUCUCUUAAUAAUGAUCUUGCUUUUCGUCUACUCGAAUCAUCAGCUUUAAAUGAAGAAAAACAAAUGGAAGAGAAACGAGUUGUUAGUUGCCCGAAUUGUGAAAAACGUGGGAGUGUUUCACUUUAUGGAGUUUUGUACGAAUAA
Meloidogyne enterolobii is the source of this 417-nucleotide messenger RNA. The record is from the annotation of a GenBank genome assembly. NCBI's taxonomy places the organism in Eukaryota, Metazoa, Nematoda, Chromadorea, Rhabditida, Meloidogynidae.